This is a messenger RNA of Penicillium riverlandense, 2436 nucleotides long. RefSeq names its product glycoside hydrolase family 35 protein. Gene Ontology annotation, cellular component: vacuole. Lineage: Eukaryota; Fungi; Ascomycota; Eurotiomycetes; Eurotiales; Aspergillaceae. The record is from RefSeq and is a predicted model, not a curated record. Gene Ontology annotation, molecular function: beta-galactosidase activity. Gene Ontology annotation, biological process: carbohydrate metabolic process. The transcript has 6 exons. The coding region runs from base 1 to 2436 and encodes 811 amino acids.
AUGCAGCACUCUUUCUUUGUCCAUGGUCAGCGUGUUUUCUUUUCUGGAGAGUUUCACCCCUUUCGACUACCAGCUCCAGGGCUAUGGCUAGAUGUAUUCCAGAAAAUGAAGUCAAUUGGCUUUAAUGGGGUUUCAUUUUAUGUCAACUGGGCACUUCUUGAAGGAAAAGAAGGAGAAUUCGAAGCUGAAGGGGUUUUCGCUCUAGAACCAUUUUUGAAGCUGCGAAAACAGCAGGUAUAUAUCUCCUUGCACGCCCGGGUCCAUACAUCAAUGCUGAACAUUGGAUCGAUCAUUGCCAAAGCUCAGAUCACAAAUGGUGGCCCAGUCAUUCUCCUGCAGCCCGAGAAUGAGUACUCGUCGGGGAACCCGCCAUUCCCCGACCCUAUUUAUUUCAAAGCUGUCGAAGACCAGUACAGGGAUGCUGGUAUCGUGAUCCCUUUCAUUAGCAAUGAUAAUAGCCCACAUGGUUAUUUCUAUGAUCAGGGACCUCCAAAAUGGCCUGUUUAUGGACACGAUAGUUAUCCCAAGGGUUUUGAUGACGACAUCUACCAAUGGCCCGCCAAUGCUCUCCCAACAGACUAUGGAGAAUUACACGAGGAAAUGGCACCCGACACUCCUUACUCAGUCAUGGAAUUUCAAGGCGGAAGCUGGGAUCCAUGGGGAGGAUAUGGAUACAACAAGACUGCAGCCCGAUUAGGGCCCCCAUAUCAACGCAUAUUCUUCAAAAACAUUUACAGCUUCGGAGCAACAGUCUUCAAUGUCUACAUGGGAGCUGGUGGAACAAACUGGGGUAACUUAGGUUACCCUGAAGGAUACACUAGCUACGACUAUGGUGCCCCCAUUACUGAGCUGCGUACAGUCGAGCGAGAGAACUACAGUGAGUUGAAGCUGCAAGCGAUGUUCCUACACUCUUCUCCCGAGUACCUCAGCGCCGUGCCGCAAAACAACUCUCAUGCCAAUGGCUCAUAUACGGGGAAUACGAACAUCGCAACGACGGCACUCUUUGGGAAUACCACGAACUUCUUUGUUCUUCGUCAUGCAGAAUAUGACUCGCAGACAACCGAGAAAUAUCAAAUCAGCCUGCUAACGAGUAAGGGAAACACUACCAUUCCUCAACUGGGUGGGUCUUUGUCACUUGUUGGCCGAGACUCUAAAUUCCACGUCACGGACUACGAUAUUGCAGGACUCAAUCUCCUUUAUUCUACCGCUGAAAUUUUUACGUGGAGACUGUUUGGAGAUAAACGCGUUCUCAUAGUUUAUGGUGGACCUGGAGAAGUUCACGAGUUGGCUAUUGAACAAGGUGGCAAGCCUGUCGUUGUUGAAGGCAGCAAGGACUCGGUCAAAUUCGAUAAUAAAUCCGAUUCAACAGUGAUUCAGUAUACUGUUGGUGAGACGAGGACAAUUGUGAUGCUAUCUUCUGGCCUUUAUGUCUAUCUUAUGGUCUCAGGCAAUUUCACAAAUCCUACGACCUUCUUCGCAUCUCCUAUUGUCAAAGCUGGCUAUCUGGUGAGAACUGUAAAAGUGGACAAGGACAAUGUCUACUUGACUGGUGAUUUCAACGCCACAACCGACGUUGAGAUCAUAGGUGCUAACAAAGCCACUAAAUCUCUGUUUGUGAACAGCAAAUCCACAGUUUUCCAACAAGACCGUCAUGGUGUUAUCAAGGCUGUUUCGAAUUUCGUUACGCCUAGCUUUUCGUUGCCGAAUCUUUCAAAGAUUGACUGGAAAGUUCUGGAUUCUCUGCCAGAAAUUCAACCAGACUACGACGAUAGCAUGUGGACGGCAGCAUCUCUCACCACCAGCAAUAACACCGAGCGCAAUCUUACCACCCCAGUCUCACUAUAUGCAUCAGACUAUGGCUACAACACAGGAUAUCUUCUUUACCGUGGCAAGUUUCGGGCCAAUGGAAAUGAAAAGUUGUUCUUGGAGACUCAGGGCGGCUCAGCCUACGGUCACUCAAUAUGGGUCAACGACAAAUUCGUGGGAUCGUUCUCUGGUGCGAUUACGGCCUAUUCCAUGAAUCAGACCUGGGAUCUUCCCACCAAUAAUGGACAAACUUACGUCAUUACUGUUCUGAUUGAUCAAAUGGGAUUCGAAGAGAAUGGGUCCGCUGGAACGAGCGACAUGAAGACUCCUCGCGGAAUCCUGGACUAUUCGCUGUCUGGGCAUAAUAAGUCAGAUAUUUCUUGGAAGCUCACAGGAAAUCUAGGUGGUGAGGAUUACCAGGAUCACACGCGUGGCCCGCUAAACGAAGGUGAGCCUACUCUUGAAGUCCUAUAUUCAACCCUCGUGGAAGCCCUUGGAUCUGGUCCGGUCACUGCUAAGCAUUUUGGAACAUUAAAGGAGGGUUGUUCGCCGAACGACAAGGUUACCAUCUACCCGAAGCACCAACAAGCUCAUGGAACAGCACUCCAUCCGGCCCAAUGGCAGGACUAA